UUAGGUUUUCGGAAGGGCUUCUACUUUGGCAUUUAUCACGGGCUGUCUGCCUCACUUGCGAAGCAGGGUGCCCCUAGCACACUGCCGGGCCCCUCGGGGAACGCACUUAGGGAAGCGAAGCAAAGCGAAUUGCAUUUGGCAGGAACCAGCGCUCUUUCCCACGGCGCCAUGGGAGCGCACCGGUGGGCACAGAAGACACUAGGAAGAGGCGGUCGGCGAAUAGCGUCACCUCCUAAGCUCCGCCCAUCAGAAGCGCCUUCUAAGCUCGUUCUUCCGCCUGCUUCCUCCCUCUUUUCCUUUCUCCGCCAUCGUGGUGUGUUCUUGCCUCCACUUCUCGCCAUGUCUUCUCACAAGACUUUCAGGAUUAAGCGAUUCCUGGCCAAGAAACAAAAGCAAAAUCGUCCCAUUCCCCAGUGGAUUCGGAUGAAAACUGGAAAUAAAAUAAGGUACAACUCCAAAAGGAGACAUUGGAGAAGAACCAAGCUGGGGCUAUAAGGAAUUGCACAUGAGAUGGCACAUAUAUUUGUGCUGUCUGAAGGUCACGAUCACAUUACCAUAUCAAACUGAAAAUGUCACCACUCUCUGGAGAGUUCGACGUAUUUUCCUCUUUGAAUCUAUUAUGAAUGCGUUGGUUGGCUGGGUUCAGUAAUAAAUAUGUGAGGCCUUUCAUUUCAA
Rhinopithecus roxellana (golden snub-nosed monkey) is the source of this 675-nucleotide messenger RNA. It is a transcript of the gene RPL39, whose product is annotated as ribosomal protein L39. NCBI's taxonomy places the organism in Eukaryota, Metazoa, Chordata, Mammalia, Primates, Cercopithecidae. Gene Ontology annotation, molecular function: structural constituent of ribosome. Gene Ontology annotation, biological process: translation. Gene Ontology annotation, cellular component: ribosome; cytosolic large ribosomal subunit. The transcript is spliced from 3 exons. The record is from RefSeq and is a predicted model, not a curated record. Bases 169 to 495 code for a protein of 108 amino acids.